CGCCUUCAGCCCUUCACUCGCCACCACCAUCCCCUUCCUAUCUCACCUACUCUCCCCUCCCCGCCUCCUCCCUGCUCCGGCAGCAGCAGCGGCGGCAAGAAUCCCGAGGCAGGCAGGCAGCAUGCAGUCCAAGCACCGGGUCUUCGCGGAGGACCUGCUCCUCGCCGCGGAGGGGGAGGACCACUUCGACCGGGUGCCGGACUCGCUGGUCCUCAUCAUCUUCAACAAGCUCGCCGACGCGCGCUCGCUGGGCCGCUGCUCCGCGGUGUCGCGCCGCUUCAACGCGCUCGUGCCGCUCGUCGACGACGCCUGCCUCCGCAUCGACCGCGUCAUCCCCGCCGACGGCGCGGACGGCGCCGGCGCCGACGCGCUCGGCCUGGCCGGGGCGCCGCGCCCGCGCGCCGUGCUCUCGCACCUCCUCAAGGCCAUGCUGCAGGCCGUGCUCAAGCCCUUCGCGCACUGCGACGCCAAGUCCGGCGCCGGCGCGCACGGCGGCAAGCACGCGCAGCUGCAGCACCACUCGCCCGCCCAGGUGCUCAAGAACUUCAGCAGCAUCCGGAACCUCCGCAUGGAGCUCCCCGUCUCCGACGUCGGCACCGACGACGGUGUCGUCCUCAAGUGGAAGGCCGUGUUCGGCAGCACGCUCCAGAGCUGCGUCAUCCUCGGCGGCACCAAGGUGGAACGGGCCGCCGCCGGCACCCACCACGCCUCCUUGACCGCCGCCGCCGCCGCCGACUCCGAUGCCACGGGCGACGACAGCGGCAGCAUCCCGGAGUCCUUCUACACCAACGGCGGCCUCAAGCUGCGCGUGGUCUGGACCAUCAGCUCCCUCAUCGCCGCGGCCACCAGGCACUACCUCCUCCGCGAGAUCGUCAAGGAGCACCCCACCCUGGAGCAGGUCGCGCUCACGGACGCGCACGGCCAGGGCACCCUCACCAUGGGGCGCGACCAGCUCAAGGAGUUCAGGGACAAGCCGCUCGCCGCGGCCGCCGCCGCCAACCGCACGCAGGUGCCCGCCUGCAACAUGAAGCUCCGCUACGCGCCGCUGCUGGAGCUCUCCGACGGCACGAGGAUCCACGGCGCCACGCUCGUGGUCAUCAAGCCCGUCGGCGAGGCCGGCGGCGUCGGCGGCGGCAGGAAGGAGCUCGACGACUUCGUCGCCGACACCUUCGACGGGCCCUUCAGGGAGGCCGUGGGAGUCCUCAGCAAGCGCCGCACCUACCUGCUUGAGAUGAACGGCUUCUAGUCUAGCUAGGCUCCACCUGUGCACCGCGCGUCUGCAAGACUUGCAACGGCCAGAGCACCACCUCCAUGGCAAUGGGCAAUGGCAACUAGGUUGCUCUCCUCGCUUCAGCUCGGCCCGGCUCAGAGAUCGGCGGCAUACUGAGGUGUUCCACCUUGUAACAAUCAACGCUGAUGCCGCCUCGAUCACUCAUGUCUCGUUACUGCCUUGGCAUCGUUGUGACACAAUCAAUAAUCGAAUGGAGUGGGCAGCACCUGCAGCCAGCUCCAUAACAUUUUGGUGCUAUGAUGAAUGGAUGAAUCAAUGGAUGGAAUGAUAGCCCUGGUUAGACUA
Molecule: messenger RNA, 1576 nt
Organism: Panicum virgatum (switchgrass)
Lineage: Eukaryota; Viridiplantae; Streptophyta; Magnoliopsida; Poales; Poaceae
Product: F-box protein At4g18380-like
Exons: 1
Coding region: 122-1246 (374 amino acids)
Molecular function (GO): protein binding
Source: RefSeq, a predicted model, not a curated record